UAUUGUAAGGCAGAUUGAUUGAGUUUUUACGUCAGUUGGGAGUAUAAACUGUAGAAAUUUUUAGGUAGUCCCAUUAGUUGUGUACUGAAUUGCCACAAGGGGGCACUGUUUGCGUGCAAGAGUUUUGAAGGAAUUUUAGAGAUGUAUAAGGAGCGAAGUUUCAUAAAAGAACCAGAAAAUGUAGGUUGUAUUACAGUUCAUGCACCAAUAUUACGAAAGGAACUUUCAAGGUACACGACCUGCGAUGAUCAGUCGAGUGGCAUACAGGUACGCAAGAAAAACAGUUAUGUUGAAAUGACUAGGCGUCCAUGGUCAUCGCCAAAUCCAAGUCGUUCAAAUAUGACCCUAUCAGCUGCUAGUCGGUCCACUAUAGAUCAGGGGGGUAAAAUUCAGAACUGGUUAAGUGAAAAAGCAGUCAAAGGAAUUCAACAAAAUGCUGAUUUGGAAUCACUGGAAACAAGAUCAUUGUACAACCCAAUUCUACACCGUGAAAAUACAUUUGUGAGGGAUGUAGAUAACUUUCUUCUCAACAAAUCCUACCUCGAUAAUCGUAAGAAAGAAGUGCUUUACAAAAAAUGGCAGGAAAGAGUGAGUGAACCAAUAGAAGAACAGAAACAGAAUGCAGUCAAAGUGGGAUAUGCAGAGGUUGAUAGCAGAAAGAGAAAGCUUUUUGAAGAGUACUUAGCACAUACUAAUAAAAAGGGUCAUGUUUUUCUAGAUACAUUUGACCAAAGGGAAUAUGACCCUUUGAGUUUGUGCCAUCCUCGACCAGCGCCUUUGGUCGCAAAGACAAAAAGACUUUCAGAUCCACUUUUAAUGCAGGAGCAAAAUAGAAACGAAGAAGGCAGAAUAAUCUUUGGUUGUACUUCAGGGGAACGUCUUUCAGAUCGGGAAAUAGAGCAAUACAGACUGCCGCCGCUGCCACUGGUUCCGCUUGGCCGACACGGCACUGAGUGUAGGACAUGGCUAGCAAUGCCACUCACUGACAUUGAAAGCCCAGUAAGACGUCAAAGCAGGCGACGUAUGCAUGGUACUUUCAACGACCUCCAUUUUGAUGUGCGGGGAUGGGCGGCAGGAAAUCACAACGGCAAACUAGUUGACGAUGAAAUGAACAUACAGAAGAGACGUCGGUUCUUGCAGUUUCACCCUGCUAUAGGGACAGCAAGCCUAGGUCACAGCUCAUCCCAGACAGAGCAAGAAGCUGCCUCUUGAUCUCGGCUUGUUGGCUGGUGUUCCACCAACAGAAAUUCAGAGAGAAAUUAUAUUUAACGUGCCAACCUAAGUUUACAAAAGGCUAUUAUAAAUUGAUUCUAAUCUGUAUAAUUUUAAUUUUAAUUUUGUAUUUUCUUGCUGAAAACAAUGAAAAUCAGAUAUAAUGGUUGUUAUUUGAUAUUCAGUUAUGGAAAGGAAUAAUUACUAAUGCGAUAAAUCAUACCAAAGUGACUUCCUUUUCUAUUGUAAUUGUUAAGCCAGACACUCACUGCAUCGUACAACGAAUCCAACAUCACUCCAUGUGAGCACUAGAUGCAGUAUGCGCGGCUGAUUGUCGGUGGCAGUCUGAAGCGAUCAUUAUUAGAAAUGAUACUUUGCAUGCACGUCGUGGCGUUGCGUUCUCCAUAGAAUCGCGUUGGCCGACGACCGUCGUGUCGAGUGAGUGCCUGGCUUUAAAGCGAGAAAGUAAAUUUGUAAAUAGUUAACCCAGAUUCUAUUCACUUUAUCGGCAGCCUUCUUCCAAGCUUGUGCAUGACAAGUAUGUGCUAAGAAAGUCUGCAUGAAAUGAGCCUAUAGCUAAAUAUAACUAUUGCCAAUUUAAAUUUUACUACGACCCAAUUCACAUGGGACAUAAGGUUACACAGAAAGUGUGCUGGUGAAAAUUUGCAAUCCAUCAUCUAAUUAUAAAAGCGCUGGUAUCCAUCAAACAAGAUGCUCAUUGUACUUAAUGUGUGGAUUAGUAGUUCGUUUAAUGAAGUAUGCUUCCUUGGUGUACUGUUUUGUGUCAUUAGCGUUAAGUGUGUUUAUGCAUGUGUGUACUACUGUAUUUGUGUAUAAAAAAACAGCAUCGCAGAACUCUGUAACGCUCACUGAGACUUGUCAUUGAUCUGUGGGCAUAGUUAGAGUGGAGCUAUGUUGCCUGUGAAGUCACCCACAAAGCGUAAAAACUUACCAAUCCUUACUUAGGAAAAUCAAAAGCUCAUAAUAUUGUACCAAUUUGCAUGUGUGAAGAAAUCUUAGUAGGACUAUCUUUGGAAGUUGAUAGAACAUUUAGAAUUUUGUCUUGUGCUUAUCAAGUAUAAGAAAAAAUCUAAACAAACAUUACGUAAGCUUUCUCUACAGUACUUUCAAUCCAUAUAUUCAAUAACAAUCAAUCAGUAAUUCUUGUUGGUGGUUAGUUAUACUUUUAUUGAAAUAUGUGCAUGCUAUACAUCAGUGGUUCUACUAUCACUUUUAAUAAUACAAUUUUAAUUUAUUCACUAUAUAUAUAUAUAUAUGUCAUUGAUUUAAAUUAAUUUUUAAAAUAUAGUAUGCUUCCUAUGUCUUUCCAAUUUAAUGCCUUCCAAAUAAUGAUGUCUUAAUAAAAAAAGUGAAAAGUAAUUGUAAGUUCUGUAUGUGAUUAUGCUUUGCAAGCAGAUAAUUCAUUUAAAAUUCGGUAUCGUUUCUGUAACCAUUGAUGUUUGGGAGUGUCAAUCGAACGUGUCUUUUAUGAAAAUUGGAAAAUACUUGCCGUAUGUAAUGUAAAUGAGUUUAAAUUAUAAUUUUUUUUGAUUUGUAAAUAGAUAAUUCAUAUUAAAUUUGGUAAUGUUUCUGUCACCCCAGUGGGCCUUUUCAGAGUGUCAAUCAAACUUAGUAGUAAUCGACCAAUCAGAAAGGGGCUAGGAACACAUGUGCACGUCCCCUGAAUGCAGGUGAAUGUUAAUUGUUUAAAAAACAGGAGAGUUUUCCUUAGUCAUUCCAGGUCAAUGAUGUCUUUUUAAUACAAAGAUUAAAAAAAAUAAUUGCAGUUGCUGUGUAUAUACGAAAGUAAAUUAUAUUGUCUUGUAAAUAAUUCAGUUUAAAUUAGGCAUUUUUUGAUAAUUUUGUAGCAGUUAAUGAUUAACUGGGUGGGCAUACAUUGUGGAGAGUGGGUUAUUAUUUUGUUAACGCCAUGCUUGGUGUGUAUAAGCGUUUAUUUGUAAUUGUCAGGACCUCGUCCUGCAUUCCUGCCAUUGUACCCCCUUUUACUUUUUGCAUUUGACUUUUUCCCACUGAUUAUGUAUGACAUGUGCUAUCGGAGUCUGUUUAGACAUUAUUAAUUGUGGCUGACAUUGUGACCUCUGACCUCCCUGGACAGACAAUUUAUUUCCGGCUUUUCUUUGGUAAUUUUUGUUGAUAUUAAGUUUCUAAAUUACGACUGUCAUGGACCUAAUUUUCAUUACUGUAAAGCGUUGCAUUGUCACUGGGCUGUUGUAGUUAUAAUGUUGAUAUGUUGUUCAUCAUUCCAUUCUGCUAUAGACAGAAUUAUCAAGUUAAAUAAUCAUGAUAUGCUUAUGUAUGGGGGAAUUGGGAAUUUACGAUAUUAUCAUUGUGAUUGGACUUUAGCAUCUCCUGGAGGUUUUAGUCCUAUUCGUUGUUACAAAUUCAUUCCUCCAUAUUUAGUUCCAAACGAUAGAUUCCACCGAUGUUUAUGUUUGCUAAUGAAAUAUUUACCAUUUUAAGUAUACAACCGGUAGUGGCUUCAGAGUUAGGUAUAACUUGUGACAAUUCGUUUAUUUAAUCCCUGUUGUAUGUUGUAAACAAGUUUAUUAUUAAUGGUGUAAACAGCUUCUUAAUGGUGUACAACUUCAUCUUUGUUUGAUACAUGCAUGACGAGUUGAUUAGCGGAGAAAUGUUUCCUCAAUGUAAUCUUGUUUGAACUUUGAAGCAUUAUUGGCUGGUGUUCCAUUCAGAGUUACUCAUUAUGGCUUCCUUAUUUAAGUAAUGAUAUUUACUAAACUUUUUAGUGAGCUUCUCAUACAAGAUGUGCUUUCACGACACCUGUACUCACACAUGUGAACCCCACCCAUUUUCUUAAAUACUUCGUCAUAAACUAUAUUAAAAAUAAAGUAAUUAAAUAAUUGUUUACGCCUUAA
Molecule: messenger RNA, 4106 nt
Organism: Anneissia japonica
Lineage: Eukaryota; Metazoa; Echinodermata; Crinoidea; Comatulida; Comatulidae
Product: protein FAM228B-like
Exons: 7
Coding region: 142-1212 (356 amino acids)
Source: RefSeq, a predicted model, not a curated record